AUGUGGAAUCAGUUACGAGAUUUAGAAAAUUCUCAAAUGGAAAACACUAAUAGAAAAAUGAUUUCAACCAAUUAUAGAAAGUACCGAAGUUUUAUUUUCAUAUUUAUAAUAAUGAUUACAUGCUUCGGUUUGAUAAUUUCUUAUUUUGCCUUAACUGAAGAACCGGAAGAUUUCGAGCUAAAUUGCAACGAUUUAAAUGAUAAAUGCGUAAACUAUAAAUACCCAAAUUUUAAGCCUAGCCGAUUAGCAGUUGUUGAUGUUAAUCUUCGAAAUAAAAAUAUUAUCUUGAGAAGUAAUAUGCCCCUAUUUAAUGGUGUAUUUUCAGAGGAAAUGCUUAGAAAAGAAGUUAAACAUAUUAUGGAAAAAUCAAACUUAGAAUAUAAUGAUAAAAUGGAUAUUAAUAUUAUAUCUUUUUUAAGAAAUAAUUCAUAUGAGGGUUGUUGUUAUACUAUUGAAAGGUGUAAUAUAAAUAAUAUCAACAUCACGAAUUAUAAUUUAUUAGGAACUCAUAUAAACCCUUACGAAGUCGACUCUAAAAUACGAGAUAAAGAGCUAGCUACACUAAACUGGGACAGUGAUAACUUAAUAGAAAGAGUAACCGAUUUAAGCAAUAAAUUUAAUACCUUGAAAAAUACAAUUUUUUUUAUACAUUGUAGACAUGGUAGAGAUCGUACUGGUGAAUUUGUUGGGGCAUAUAGAAUGCUUAUAAAAAAAGAUAAAUUUAUUGAUGUUAUAAAAUCGAAUGAACAAAUGGGUAUAGGAAGUACAAACGUUUAUGUUGAAAUGGAAAAAUGGUUAUGUUUAUAUUUGGAAAAAGUUAUGGGAUAUAGUGAUAUAGGAUGUUUCAAUCUUGUUUAUAAUAAAUAA
This is a messenger RNA of Plasmodium yoelii, 867 nucleotides long. RefSeq names its product protein phosphatase, putative. Gene Ontology annotation, molecular function: phosphatase activity. The record is from RefSeq and is a predicted model, not a curated record. Lineage: Eukaryota; Apicomplexa; Aconoidasida; Haemosporida; Plasmodiidae. The transcript is spliced from 7 exons. The coding region runs from base 1 to 867 and encodes 288 amino acids. Gene Ontology annotation, biological process: dephosphorylation.